Paramecium tetraurelia is the source of this 729-nucleotide messenger RNA. RefSeq lists its product as uncharacterized. The record is from RefSeq and is a predicted model, not a curated record. The transcript has a single exon. NCBI's taxonomy places the organism in Eukaryota, Ciliophora, Oligohymenophorea, Peniculida, Parameciidae. Gene Ontology annotation, molecular function: hydrolase activity, acting on carbon-nitrogen (but not peptide) bonds.
AUGGAUUAAUAUCCAGGUUAAGCAAGAAAUAUCGUAUUACAUUUGAAAAUUAAGAAAGACGGAAAGUAUAUAGGAGAAUCAGUUGAUUGGUAUUGGUUCAAAGUUGGAUUUGUUACAUUGUUGAAAUAUAAUGUCGCCUCUCUUGAGGAGAAUUGGAGAUUUGGUGAUCCCUUGAGCAAAGAUCAACUCUUGACUUUCAUCCAACAAGGUGUACCUUCAUUGGCAUGGGCAUAUAGAGAAGUAUUGGUGAAUGAUAAACUAAAUACUUUCGAUUCUGUUGUAUCACAUCUUGAAUAAAACAAAGUUGCAUGUGCUCUUUACAACAUUAUUGGAGGAACUGCAAAAGAUUAAGGAGUGAUUAUUUCAAGAGAUCCAUUUGAGACUUAUCCAACAAUAUCAUUAAGUAAUAUACCUUAAGGUUAGAACGGAUACAAGUACUUGGUUUAGACAAAUUAUGACCAUUGGUUACCAGAUCCUUAAGAUGAUCAAAGAAGAACCAUUGCAGAAAAUUUGUUAGCAAAUAUGCAAAAUAAUCUAUUCAAUGAAUUUGGAGUCUACUCUGUUAUGGACACUUAUCCUAUCCACAAUGAAGGAACAUUCUAUACAGUGGUCAUGAAUGCCAAAUACAAUAGAUUAAUAGCUUUUGGAUAACCAAGUAUCACAUUAACUGAUGAAUGAGAUAAUAAUAUAAAAGUGAUGAAGUCAUCAUCGAUAAUAAUAUAAAAUUAC